Fusarium verticillioides 7600 is the source of this 1425-nucleotide messenger RNA. RefSeq lists its product as hypothetical. NCBI's taxonomy places the organism in Eukaryota, Fungi, Ascomycota, Sordariomycetes, Hypocreales, Nectriaceae. The coding region runs from base 788 to 1141 and encodes 117 amino acids. The transcript has 2 exons. The record is from RefSeq and is a predicted model, not a curated record.
CAAUCAUCGCAUGUUUCCUGGCAGCCAAUCACGAUGGCACUUGCAUGUUGAAAACGGCAAUCCAGCUUGAGCCAAUAAUUUGGGUCUAGGUUAUUCUCACCGCUCUAUCCGUAUUUUCGCAUCUUUCGAGACGAUCAAAACCGGGUCAAAGAUCCGGGCCAGCCUUUUUGUUUUUUCGGGUCGCCAACCAAACUGGCGGUGGAGGAUAUGGGCCGAUACCAACAUGAAGGAGGAGAUAGGGGCAUGAGAUCAUGCCCAGAGUCAGCCUCCUAAAUCAAAGCAUAUGGGAGAGACUCGGGGGAAAUGUCUCAUGAGGAUGCAGGAACCAAGACAAAAACACCUUUUAUAUCACAACUAGUAACGAGCUGAACCUUUCGAUACACAACGACUCAUGCGAAACCGACACUACAGAUCCAACGAACCAAGUUCCUCCACGUUCCAAGGAUCUCGUGCAAGACACAUACACCUACAUGUCAAAGAGGACCCCAAGGUGCCACCGGCAGACCGCAUCGUCUUCCGGCUCAUGAUGGAAGGGCGUUUCAGAGGGGAGCACGGCCAACUCAUGCAAUGACUCGGAAGGACUAACUAAAGCCAUUUUAAUCGUCUUCUGUCUAUAACUUCUCUUCCUAUUAUUCUCUCCUCCUUAUAAAAAGACCGAAAACACAUACUCGCUUAUGAUAUCUUUUCCACGGUCUACUCAACAUUCCAAAAUCAAGUGCACUUUCAGAUAAACAGCUCAUCCUUCAUAUCAACACCUCGAGAAAGGGCUCGACAUCAUUUUCCGAAUAUGCAACUACUCUGCACUCCCUCCAUCUCGCUGGUCCGCGCCGCUAGGUCCUUGCGCAACCGACUCAUCAGGAAAACCCUCCUCCCAGCCCGUGCAGCAGCAGCCUCCGUACGCAACUCAAUACACUUCUCCUCACCAUUCUCGUCACAUUCCCACGACAAGCUCAAACACCAAGCUCGACCUGCCUCCCUUGGCACUGUUGCUGUGCUUGGUAAUGGGCUACCCACAGGCAUGGAAGGCCACGCCGCUGUCAGAGAGGGCCAAGGUUGUUCGAGAGUCCAGAAGCAUAUCAGCCCCUUCUACCAACAAUGGGAGCAAGGCAGCCUCAUGUUCCAGAAGAGCAAGUUAUUGUAGGACGGACACCAUUGAAGAAACAAAGUAUAGUCGUCGCAGGCUGAUCUAAUGAUUUUGUUGUUUUGUCUUAUCGUCUUUGCGUUAGAAUGUUUAGUUAAGUAUUGGCUUCGUUUGUUUGGUGAGAUUGAUUGGCUUUGAGCGUUAGGUCUGUCAAACAUAGUCACUCAGACUGACACCCGAAUACAAAAAAAUCCCAUUUCGUAUCAUCACCACAGACACAUCUCAAAAAGCCUGGGCACCAAUGUACGGAAGCAAACUAUUUUUUUUUAUGAUUCAAAGCUGGU